Syngnathoides biaculeatus (alligator pipefish) is the source of this 4826-nucleotide messenger RNA. It is a transcript of the gene ppfia4, whose product is annotated as PTPRF interacting protein alpha 4. Gene Ontology annotation, molecular function: protein binding. Gene Ontology annotation, biological process: synapse organization. The record is from RefSeq and is a predicted model, not a curated record. Bases 1 to 3549 code for a protein of 1182 amino acids. Lineage: Eukaryota; Metazoa; Chordata; Actinopteri; Syngnathiformes; Syngnathidae. Gene Ontology annotation, cellular component: presynaptic active zone. The transcript is spliced from 29 exons.
AUGAUGUGCGAGGUGAUGCCGACCAUCAGCGAGGGGGACUCGGCUGGUCCCCCGAGAGGAGCCGGCAGCGUCCUGAAUGGCUCCGAGCAGGAGGCCAACUUCGAACAGCUGAUGGUCAACAUGCUAGACGAGAGGGACAAGCUACUCGAGUCCCUCAGGGAGACCCAGGAGACCCUCAUCCAGUCACAGACCAAACUACAGGGGGCGCUGCACGAGAGAGACGUGCUGCAGCGUCAGAUCAACGCAGCCCUGCCUCAGGAGUUUGCCACCCUUACCAAGGAACUGAACAUAUGCCGAGAGCAGCUGCUGGAAAAAGAGGAGGAAAUAUCGGAGCUGAAAGCUGAACGGAACAACACCAGGCUGCUUCUGGAGCACCUGGAGUGUUUGGUGUCUCGUCACGAACGCAGUCUCAGGAUGACAGUUGUGAAGAGGCAACCCCCCCCACCAUCUGGAGUCUCCAGUGAGGUUGAGGUCCUCAAAGCCCUCAAGUCAUUGUUUGAACAUCACAAGGCUCUGGAUGAAAAGGUGCGUGAGAGGCUUCGCGUGGCUCUGGAGAGGGUGUCCACCCUGGAGGGGCAGUUAUCAGCGACCACACAAGAGCUGAGCAUGGUGAAACAACGGAAGGAUGGUGACUCAGGGGAUCGGACUGACGGAUCCAAACCUGCAUGGAAGCGACUACCAAAUGGCUCCAUAGAUGUUCACGAUGAUGGCAGCCGUGUGUCUGAGCUCCAAGAGCUGCUGGACAGGACCAGUAAAGAGCUGGCCCAAACCCGUGAACACUCUGCCUCUCUUAACGGUCGUGUGGCCGAGCUGGAGGCCGAGCUGGCCAGCGCACGGCGAGAGCUGAGUCGCAGCGAGGAGCUGUCAAUCAAACAGCAGAGAGAGCAGAGAGAGAGAGAAGACAUGGAGGAAAGAAUAACAACAUUGGAAAAACGUUACCUUGCCGCACAGCGAGAAACGACACACAUCCACGACCUCAAUGGCAAGCUGGAGAACGAGCUGGCCACCAAGGACUCGCUGCACAGACAGAGUGAGGAGAAGGUGCGCCAGCUACAAGAGAUGCUGGAGAUGGCAGAGCAGAGGUUGGCUCAAACCAUGAGGAAGGCUGAGACGCUGCCAGAGGUGGAGGCUGAGCUGGCGCAACGAGUGGCGGCACUGUCCAAGGCUGAGGAGCGCCAUGGCAACGUGGAGGAGAGGCUCAGACAGCUGGAGUCACAACUGGAAGAGAAAAACCAAGAACUAGGAAGGGCUCGUCAGCGGGAGAAGAUGAACGAAGAACACAACAAGCGUUUAUCCGACACCGUGGACCGUCUCCUCACGGAGUCCAAUGAACGGCUGCAGCUCCAUUUGAAAGAACGCAUGGCUGCGCUGGAGGACAAGAACUCCCUUAUUCAAGAUCUUGAGAACUGUCAGAAACAGCUGGAAGAGUUCCACCACACACGGGAACGUCUGAUUGGCGAGAUUGAGAAACUGAGGAACGAGAUUGACCAUUUGAAACGCCGAAGUGGGGCAUUUGGAGAUGGAAGUUCAAGUCACCCUCGGUCUCAUUUGGGCAGUGCAAGCGACCUUCGCUUCUCCGUGGUGGAGGGUCAAGAUGGCCAUUACAGCACAACUGUGAUCAGGCGGGCGCAAAAAGGCAGACUCUCUGCACUACGCGAUGAUCCAAACAAGGACUAUCCUUCGCUGCGAGGGAGCGUCAGCCACCUCCUCGGAAGUGACAUCGACCCCGAGUCCGACCUGGAUGACGACGUUAGCUCCACCAUGCUCUCCCCAAGCGGACAAUCGGACGCUCAGACUCUCGCUCUAAUGCUGCAGGAGCAGCUUGACGCUAUCAAUGAAGAGAUAAGAAUGAUCCAGGUAGAGAGAGAGUCAGCUGACUUGCGCUCGGACGAGAUCGAGUCCCGUAUGAACAGUGGUAGCAUGGAUGGACUCAACGUGACGCUUCGACCACGGGCGCUACCAACGUCGGCCACGGCGCAGUCUUUGGCGUCAUCCUCGUCGCCGCCCACUAGCGGCCACUCAACGCCGAAACAUCACGCACGCAACACCAGCCAUCAUCUUGGCAUCAUGACUCUGCCAAGUGACUUGAGGAAACACCGGAGGAAAGUUGCAUCACCAGUGGAGGUGGACAAGGCAACGAUCAAGUGUGAGACGUCGCCUCCUUCCUCGCCGCGCAGUUUACGUCUGGAAACCAAUUUCACUCAGUUCACAGGCAGUCUGGAGGAUGGACGAGGCAAGCAGAAGAAAGGUAUCAAGUCAUCUAUUGGCCGGUUAUUUGGGAAGAAAGAGAAGGGGGGUCGAAUGGAGCAGAACAGGGAUUUUGCCAGGGAUGGACAACCCCUACCAGCAUUAACAGACUUUGACAUGGCUGUUGGAGACACUAUGACUCUGGGAAAACUGGGCACCCAGGCAGAAAGGGAUCGCAGGAUGAAGAAAAAACACGAGCUCCUGGAAGACGCCAGAAAAAGAGGUUUACCGUUUGCCCAGUGGGACGGCCCAACUGUUGUCUCCUGGCUAGAGCUGUGGGUGGGCAUGCCAGCAUGGUAUGUGGCAGCGUGUCGCGCAAACGUGAAAAGUGGAGCCAUCAUGUCCGCCCUGUCGGACACCGAGAUCCAGAGGGAGAUCGGCAUCAGUAACCCCCUUCAUCGACUCAAACUGCGCUUGGCCAUCCAGGAGAUGGUCUCGCUCACCAGCCCCUCUGCACCUCUGACCUCCAGAACGUCCUCCGGAAAUGUGUGGGUGACUCACGAAGAGAUGGAGAACCUGGCUUCAUCCACCAAAGCGACGCUGGCGUAUGGAGACAUGAAUCACGAGUGGAUAGGGAACGAGUGGUUGCCAAGCCUUGGCCUGCCUCAGUACCGCUCCUAUUUCAUGGAGUGUCUCGUGGACGCGCGCAUGCUGGACCACCUGACCAAGAAGGACCUGAGGAGCCACCUCAAGAUGGUGGACAGCUUCCACAGGGCGAGUCUGCAAUAUGGGAUCAUGUGCUUGAAGAGACUCAAUUAUGACAGGAAAGAAUUGGAGCGCCGGAGAGAAGACAGCCAACACGACAUGAAAGAUGUGUUGGUGUGGACCAACGAACAAGUGAUCCACUGGGUCCAGUCCAUUGGUUUGAGGGAGUACAGCGGCAACCUGCUGGAGAGCGGCGUUCACGGGGCGCUGGUCUCCCUGGACGAGACCUUCGACUACAGCAGCCUGGCGCUCAUCCUGCAGAUUCCCAUGCAGAACACACAGGCCCGGCAGGUUCUGGACAGGGAGUUCAACAACCUGUUAGCCUUGGGGACCGACCGCCGACUCGAGGAGAGCGGAGACGACAAGUCCUUUCGUCGCUCUCCGUCGUGGCGCAAGAGGUUUCGAGCCCGGGAGGGGGUGGCGGGGUUGGGGAUGAUGGCGGGCUCCAUGGAAACGCUGCCCGCUGGCUUCCGCAUGCCCUCCAUGUCCAUGCCGCCCUCCAUGAAUCUCAUGCCCAAAAAGCAGCUCCAGCCCGAAGCUCCGCCCCCGGCGUCCCCGAGGCUCGACCCCUCGACAGUGCGGACCUACUCGUGCUAACUCGCUUUGGCUUACUAACAGGAACCCUGAUGCUAACAGUGCAUCUUCAUUUCCUGUAUGGACACGUGCUUGUGGCCUUCUGAGAGUGUGCUACCAGGGUGCCAGUGGGGCAGGGGGUUCACUCCUGUGACGGCCGGCCCCACCUCGCGACUUUCACGCCUCACUUCGGACACGUGCAAUACUGAGGCCGAGUCUGACCCUUGAACUCUUGAGAGCGGCCGCGAGCUGCUCUCGCUGCUGUAAAGAAGACUCGCCUCUGGUCUCUCCCAGUUGAACCCAGUGCUCCCAGUAGCCUUGUCAUUGUGGUUUUUUUGUGCUCCCCGAAUUUCAGCUGUGGGUCAUCAUCAUCGUCCUCUUCCUAAAGUCUCAACAUGACCGACACACCACUACAGAUUAUCCUUCUAUCGGUUAUGCAAGGUAUUACUCAAUGAUCGUAUCUGUACUGUAUAUAAAAUGGAUGAUUACGUUUUUUUUAUAAAGUAUAUAUAAAUAUAAAUAUAUAUAUAUAUAUAUAGGAAAUAUAUAUGGAAAAAUGAUAUAAUGGCUGUAUGAAACCUAUCGCCCUGUAUUCAGUAGUGACUGUUCUCUCAUGAUUUCUUUGUCUUUGUGUCAGCGUGUCUUGCUGUAUGAUGUAAGUGUGCGAAGUAUCAGUGGGAGGAGCUGACGACAAAGUGUCACUACGAGUUCUCCUCACAGGUUCAUGGGUCCAAUUUCAGACUUCUCUGUUCCCUUCCAUGCUGUCCUCCUCUUUUGACACCAUGCCCCCCUCCCCUUUCCUGCGUGACACUGUGUAGCCUAGAGUGGAGAGGAUGCUGUUAUCAGAGGAGUGUGCGUGUGUGCGUGCGCGUAUAUGUGAACGAUACGAUCAUCCGACCCGCGCUAUGUGGCUGUUUGGUGUAAACACUGUAGCUCCUCUCUGCCGCUGCUCUGCAUCAUUUCGAUUAUAUCGUGUGAUAAUGUGAAACUGCUCCAAAUGAUUGCCGAUUCCUGUCCAAUCACUUCCUGUUUAGUUGCCAUGGAGACAUGCCAGUGAGGAGUCAGUACUUUUGGCUGCCCUCAUUCAGUGAAAACACACUAUAUGAACCAAGUGAAGUGCUGAAUAGGUGUACAAUUGUUUCUCUAGUUUAGUUUUUUAUUUUUAUUUUUUUUUCCAAGGUGUCUAAAAGGUGUAAUGUGCUAUGUGGCAGCUAUGAGUACUGUGUGUUUACUCCAGGUGUGAAACAAUGCUGACAUAUCAAGAUUUUAUUAUUUGGCUAUUUAAAAAAAACAAAGUACUG